CUGUCGAGAAUCUGUCAUUGUUAGAAUCUUUGUAUGCAACCAUUUUUCUAUACUAUAUAUUAUUCGUGUUAUGUUAUGUGGCAAAAAUCAACCGAAGAUGAAGAACUGUCAUUUCAAUAAUCCGAUUUAAAGAAAGAGAAGAAAACUUCACUAUUCACUGGAAUUGGAAUGAACCAUUAAAUACAAAACAAAUAUAAAAAAUACAAAAAUGUCUUUUAUAGUAUAUUUAAGUAGAAGAUAUCGAACACUUCGGUUACUAGCCCUUGUGGCUAUUGCCCUAUGUUUACUUUAUACACUAGCAACAUAUGAUAUGAAUUCAGGACGAGAGUUUGGAUUAACACGCAAGAUAAGGAGGUCAAAUCCAGAAGAGAGACAAGCUCCUAAGUUAGUAUCAGAUCUAGGAAAUUUUGAGCCAAAGGAAAUUCCUGAAAUGGAUGGACCAGGUGAAAAGGGUGCACCUCACCAUUUACAACCUUCACAGCAAAAUGAUGCAGAUCAGUCUGAGUCUGAAUAUGGAAUGAAUGUUGCUUGUUCAGAUGAAAUUUCAUUAGAUCGCACCAUAUUGGAUACACGACUGGAAGAAUGUAAACACUGGGACUAUCCUACUGACCUACCAAAAACUAGUGUAAUUAUUGUGUUUCACAAUGAGGGUUGGUCAGUCUUACUCAGAACAGUGCAUAGUGUUCUGAAUCGCACACCCAAAGAAUUCCUAGAGGAAAUUUUGCUGGUCGAUGAUUUCUCUGACAAGGAAAAUCUAAAAUCUGAUUUGGAAAGAUAUUUGGAUCAGUUUGAAGGAAAAGUAAGAUUGCUGAGGAACAGCCAGAGGGAAGGCCUGAUUAGAACUAGGAGCAGAGGAGCUGUAGAGGCCAAGGGAGAGGUAAUAGUGUUUUUGGAUGCUCAUUGUGAAGUAAAUACCAAUUGGCUACCUCCACUACUUGCUCCAAUAUACAGGGACAGAACUACAAUGACAGUUCCUAUUAUUGAUGGCAUUGAUCACAAAACUUUCGAGUACCGACCUGUUUACGGAGAAGACCGACAUUUUAGAGGUAUAUUUGAAUGGGGCAUGCUUUAUAAAGAGAACGAAGUUCCCCAAAGAGAACUCAAAAAAAGAAAAUACAAUAGCGAGCCCUAUAAAAGCCCUACACAUGCUGGUGGUUUGUUUGCCAUAAAUAGAAAAUAUUUCUUGGAAAUCGGGUCAUAUGACCCUGGAUUGUUGGUUUGGGGUGGUGAAAAUUUUGAACUCAGUUUUAAAAUAUGGCAGUGUGGUGGCAGUAUCGAAUGGGUACCCUGCUCACGUGUUGGACAUGUGUAUCGUAGUUUUAUGCCUUACAACUUUGGAAAAUUGGCGCAAAAGAAAAAAGGGCCUCUUAUAACUAUAAAUUAUAAAAGAGUGAUUGAAACAUGGUUUGAUGAAAAGUACAAAGAAUUCUUUUACACUAGAGAACCCAUGGCUAGGUUUUUAGAUAUGGGCGACAUUAGCAAACAAUUAGCCUUGAAAGAUAGACUAGGUUGUAAAAGUUUUCAAUGGUUUAUGGACAAUAUAGCUUAUGAUGUAUUGGAUAAGUAUCCAGAAUUGCCACCUAAUGUUCAUCAAGGAGAGCUAAGGUCAGUGGCCGCAAGUAAGUGCCUAGAUACGUUGGGACAUGGUCCUCCGUCUUUAAUGGCAGUCCAGCAUUGCCAUGGCUUCGGCAACAAUCAGUUGAUGAGGCUUAAUGCCAAAGGCCAAUUGGGCGUCGGGGAAAGGUGUAUAGAGGCUGACGCUCAAGGAAUUAAGUUGGCGUUUUGCAGGUUGGGGACAGUCGACGGCCCAUGGCUGUACGACGAAUCCACUCAUACUCUAAUGCACAGGGUACACAAGAAAUGUAUGGCCCUGCACCCACAAACGUCACAUCUCUCAUUAAUGCCCUGUGACGUUAAUAACGCAUAUCAACAAUGGCAAUUCAAGCAGCUGACUCCCAAGUGGUAACUAUGGUGAUUAGUUUUAUUUUCCUGGUUUUCAAGAUAAUUUACUGUUCUUCCAUGUUUUCUACUGCCUGAUGUGUUUUUUUUCUUUAAAAUGGAUGUAAAUAUUAUUGUUAAAUUUUUUUACCUUAAAAAAACAUUAUGUUUGGGCUGAAUAUUAUAUAUUUGGUAUUUUAUACGCUGACUUAAUCUAUAUCACGAUUAAGACUUACCCGGUAAGUUAACUUGCAAUCAUUAGGUAUAAGGGUGCCUUUUUUCUAUUCAAGGACCUUUUUUUAUUAAAAAAAAAUUAAAAUACAAAUUUAAAAACUUUGUUACCUAAACUUCGUGCCUCUUUUUUAUAACAUAGAAUUUUGUUUUCUGAAAAUUCUGGUAAUUUUUCUCUUUAUGAGAUUAAUAAGAAUUAAAGCAUUUCUUGGUUAUUCGAAAUUAGGAAAUAUUAUUUGUAAAAAGUAGAUAAUGAAUAUUCGUACUUAACAUUUGCAGUAAGGUUUACGUUUAGCAGCUCCGGUGAUAAACACGAUGUCUACAAUAUAUGAACCAUAAAUAAUAAAUUGUAAAAUAAUUUAAAGAUUCUGAAUAUGUCAAUUUAUUAUUGCAUCGAGCUUUUUAAAACAAUUGAAAUGUAUGACUAUUAAGUGCUAAUCCAAUAAUAUAAUUUUACUGCAAAUGCGAUAAUUAAUGAUAAUAAGUUGUUAUAAUUUAAUUAAAUAAGAAUCUUACAAUAAACGUCGGUUAUUAUUG
This is a messenger RNA of Anthonomus grandis grandis, 2706 nucleotides long. RefSeq names its product N-acetylgalactosaminyltransferase 7. Bases 209 to 1966 code for a protein of 585 amino acids. The transcript is spliced from 10 exons. Gene Ontology annotation, cellular component: Golgi apparatus. The record is from RefSeq and is a predicted model, not a curated record. NCBI's taxonomy places the organism in Eukaryota, Metazoa, Arthropoda, Insecta, Coleoptera, Curculionidae.